Daphnia carinata is the source of this 1168-nucleotide messenger RNA. It is a transcript of the gene Atg5, whose product is annotated as autophagy protein 5-like. Gene Ontology annotation, cellular component: cytoplasm; Atg12-Atg5-Atg16 complex; phagophore assembly site membrane. Bases 164 to 979 code for a protein of 271 amino acids. Gene Ontology annotation, biological process: nucleophagy; autophagy of mitochondrion; C-terminal protein lipidation. The record is from RefSeq and is a predicted model, not a curated record. Lineage: Eukaryota; Metazoa; Arthropoda; Branchiopoda; Diplostraca; Daphniidae. The transcript is spliced from 6 exons.
GUUUUGUUGUUGGUCAUCAACUCAUCAUCUAGAAGGGAUUGUUAAUUGGCCGAAUAGCCUUACAAAAAGGAUUGUUUGGAAACCUUUAAUCAUUGAUGUCACGUCGAGUUACGUUUUUGCAUUCUUUAAAUAACGAAGAUCUAUUGACCUCUUCCUGUUUGUCAUGGCGGAAGACAGAGAAAUUUUACGUGAAAUAUGGGAAGGCAGAUUGCCAGUCUGUUUUACUUUAGCCUCAGAAGAGGUGUCAACACCAAUUGCUCCAGAUCCCUUCUAUCUUAUGGUUCCACGAUUGACUUAUUUCCCUCUUGUCACGGAUAAAGUUCGGAGGCACUUUGUACGGUGUGUUGUCCCAGAAAAGCAUGACAAUGAAAUGUGGCUGGAGUUUGAAAAAUGUCCUCUGAAAUGGCAUUAUCCAAUUGGACUUCUCUAUGAUCUGCUGGUGACAAAUUCAGAAUUACCAUGGCAGAUAACAGUCCAUUUCGACAAAUAUCCUGAUAACAAAUUACUCAAAUGCCUCUCUAAAGAUGUUGUUGAAUCCCAUUUGAUGCACAGCUUAAAGGAAGCCGAUGCUCUAAAACAUAAGAAUCAUAUAAUGGCUCUAAUGCAAGAGCGUGACCACAAGCAACUUUGGUUAGGACUCUUACAUGACAGGUUUGAUCAAUUCUGGUCAGCAAAUCGAAAGUUAAUGGAACAUAGCGCUGAGGAUGGUUUCCGUUACAUUCCAUUUCGUCUGUAUGCCCCUCAGUUUACUACCAAGCCUUUUAUGCAAUAUCUAGUCAAAUCAAUUGAAAACGAGAAGAGACUAACUCUGGAAGAUUUACUUCAGAGGGCGAAUCUCAAUUUUGAAUCUAAAGGACCAUUUCAAGUCGUCAUUCAUGGGAUUGAUCUUCCUAUGGAAACUCCUCUUCAGUGGAUAAGUGAGCAUUUAAGUUAUCCGGAUAACUUCCUGCAUCUAUGCAUCCGAUACUCUUUACCUUAAAUCUAGAGCUAGGCGUUUUUUUUUAUGAUUUCUUUAGGGUCUCCACCCAUACAAUGUUUUGACGAUUUUUUUUCUCUAUCGUGUUUUUCUACUUUUUCAAUAGGACAAGGUUGGUGUCCGCUUAGUCAAGUAACUUUGUAUCGUUCCCAUUCCCCAUUUUGAUAUACAUAGUGUACAUUUUGGCCAUUA